AUGGCUCCUAAAAGAAAGGGUAACAAGACAGCAGACGAUAAUUGGGAGGCUGAAGCUCUCGAACGGCUCCACAGUAGAGGGGGUGGCCUUUUAGCCGCCCUUAAGAAGAACAAGCAAAAUAAGAAAAGGAAAGGCAAGGCGGUAGAUGAAGACUACGAUAUAGAAGAUGAUGUUCUAACACCUGUUGAUGGAAAUGGACAGCUUGGAGCUGACAAUGGUGGCUUGAGCUCGAAGCCGCCGGAAGAAGCUACUGCUGAUGAUCUCUUCGCUGAACCUGUGGCCAGAGGCAAAGCAGGCAAGAGCAAAUCCAGUAAACUCGCUUCUACGCCCUUAAAUGAUGACGAAGCACCAGACGAUGAAGCAGGAGGCUUGAAAAGUAAGAAGGAGAAGGAGAAGGAGAAAAAAGAGCGCGAGAAACAGCGCAAGAGAGAACAGGCUGCUAAAAAAAAAACAACGCCAGCAGCUGCUCCAACACCCAAGGCUGAGCCACAGGAUCCUAUACCAGAGACGAAAGUUGACCAGACAACAACGGCUGACGCUGCCAAAGGCGGCAAGAAGAAAGUUCCCGCGGCGCUCGCUGCCAUACAGCGUCAGCAAGAAUUGUUGAGGCAGCAGCAGGAAGCAAAAGCAAGGGCAGAUGCGGUCGAAAGGGCACGUAUUGAAGAAGAAGAAAGCAUUGCAGCGGAGGAAGAGAAGAGAAAGGAGGAAGCUAGACAGCGGAGAAAGGAGAAGGAGAAGGAGAAAAAAGAGCAAUUGAAAAAGGAAGGGAAGCUUCUCACUCCUGCGCAAAAGGAGCAGCAAAGACGCAAUGAAACGAAGAGGCAGCAAAUGAUUGAUGCUGGCGCUAAAAUUGCAGGAAUGGACGAUGAGCCUGUGGAAAAGAAAAAGCCCGUUUAUGACAGUAAAAAAAGAAAGCUGGCAAAAAGCCGGGAGAAGAUGCUAAAAUCGAUGAGGAAAGGUUAA
This is a messenger RNA of Bacidia gigantensis, 963 nucleotides long. RefSeq lists its product as uncharacterized. NCBI's taxonomy places the organism in Eukaryota, Fungi, Ascomycota, Lecanoromycetes, Lecanorales, Ramalinaceae. The record is from RefSeq and is a predicted model, not a curated record. The coding region runs from base 1 to 963 and encodes 320 amino acids. The transcript has 3 exons.